AUGAUUAUGGAGCAAGAUCAAUCUACGGAGCCACCUCCAAACAAAACGUAUUCUACCCGAGCAUACUAUGAACAACCUACCACUGCAGCCUAUUAUCCACUUAACCUUGCAUCUAUUCAGCAAGUUCUUUCACCAAUUCUCCAGGUGAUCAAAGCCAAGACUCUAGUUUUGGUGCAUUCCAACAGUAUGAUUAGUAACUGUAUGAUUUAA
Molecule: messenger RNA, 210 nt
Organism: Macrosiphum euphorbiae (potato aphid)
Lineage: Eukaryota; Metazoa; Arthropoda; Insecta; Hemiptera; Aphididae
Source: the annotation of a GenBank genome assembly